CCUAUCGCAAUGGCGGGACGUGUGAUUUAAUCGAAAGUUCCACGUCAUAUAAUUGUACUUGCACUGGUGAAUACCAUGGCACAACAUGUAACGACAAAGAUGUCUGCAUAAUGCGAAAUCCCUGUGGCAUUGGCGGGACAUGUGAAUUAAUCGAAAGUUCCACGUCAUAUAAUUGUACUUGCACUAGUGAAUACGGUGGCACAACAUAUAACGACAAAGAGCACAAGGAAAUGAAGACGCUAUCGAUAGGUGCCAUUACAGGAAUUGCAGUGGGGUCCAUCAUUUUCGUUGGAAUUGCUGCAAUAUUCAUCGUGUACAUAUCAUUUACUAGCAGUUGCAGAAAAAGUUCUUCUCCAUCUCAUACAGAGGAUAGUUCGACAGGACCUCAGAUUUCUACUAGGGUGACAAAUGUAAAUAAUCAUGUCCCAGAUAUUAAUAUAUCACGAAGUCGGACCCCAGAAAGGAUUAGACCAAACAGAUCUAGAGCCACCGAUAGAGCUGACAUACGAGGCAUGUUGCGUGGCUUUGACACAGAAAGCAACCAAUCACACGAAAACAGAUUAAACCACUCAAGGACACGACUAUCA
Molecule: messenger RNA, 587 nt
Organism: Owenia fusiformis
Lineage: Eukaryota; Metazoa; Annelida; Polychaeta; Sabellida; Oweniidae
Source: the annotation of a GenBank genome assembly